Messenger RNA from Thermothelomyces thermophilus ATCC 42464, 2427 nucleotides. RefSeq lists its product as uncharacterized. The transcript is spliced from 3 exons. Bases 90 to 2198 code for a protein of 702 amino acids. Gene Ontology annotation, molecular function: protoporphyrinogen oxidase activity, oxygen as acceptor. Gene Ontology annotation, cellular component: mitochondrial inner membrane. The record is from RefSeq and is a predicted model, not a curated record. Gene Ontology annotation, biological process: heme biosynthetic process. NCBI's taxonomy places the organism in Eukaryota, Fungi, Ascomycota, Sordariomycetes, Sordariales, Chaetomiaceae.
CCUGACCUGAGGCUCAGGUCCGCACCGAGCCAUUGCCUGCGCCCACCGUCCUGUCGAUGCGGGAUGUGGCCACUGGAGCGCUGCUCGACAUGUACGCAACCAGCCUGCGCUGCACCGCGCGCAAUCCGGGCGGCAAUGGCGCCAAGUGCGGUCCGCUGCGAACCUGCCGCCGAUUCCUGAGCGCCCACGUCGCCAACGCGCGUCGACCACUGCGAUCUACCCCCCCACCCCACCAUAACCUGCGCCCGCCAGCACCGACGACCACACCGGCAUUGCCAUCGUCAUCAUCACCAUCAUCAUCACCACUAUCAUCACCAUCAUCAUCACCAUUACGACCGGCCAUCCCGCCCCGGUCCAGGAGCCAGCAGAGGCGGCACUAUGCCGUGGGCAACAAGCAACACCCGCCGCAGACCAUCGCCGUGCUCGGCGGUGGCCUGACCGGUCUCACCACGGCAUGGUACCUGACGCGGCUCCUCCCCGAGGCCAAGAUCACCAUCUACGAGGCCAACAAGCGUCUGGGUGGCUGGAUCGAGACGGAGAAGGCCGAGGUCAAGACGCCCGACGGCAAGGUCGGCACCGUACACUUUGAGCGCGCCGCCCGCAUGAUCAAGCCGCAAUCCGCUCCGGCGCGCGUCCCCAAGUGGGACGACCUGGUGUUCUACGAUCUGGUCACCAAGCUCAACCUGACCGACCAGCUCGUGCACGCGAAGCAGGACGAGGAGGCGGUCUCGGGCUUCAUCUACUAUCCUGACCACCUCGUCCCGCUCCCCAAGGUCACCAUUCGGCUGUCCGACCCCCUCGGCGCUCUCCGGCAACUCGCCAACCUCGCCGCCCUGCUCUUCGAGCCCCUCUUUCGCGACCUGAUCCCCGCCGUCCUCAACAUCUUCCGCACCAGGAAGGACCCUUUCAGGAUGGACUUGUUCCGCGGCCGCCGGGACAUGUCGGUCGGGGACUACUACGCCUACCGGCUCGGGAGCCCCGCCCUGGUGGACAAGCUCAUGUCGGCCAUGGUCCACGGCAUCACGGGCGGCGACGUGUGGAAGCUGAGCAUGGGGAGCGGCUUCCUGGCGGACCAGCUGGUGCCCACGGACGACGAGCCCAUCACCAACGUUCCCGUGCGCAGCGUCGACUACGAGAUGAUGCUGCAGCUGGCUCGCGACAAGGCCGUCUUCGACCUGGCCUCGCAGCACCUCGACACGAGCGCGCUCUGGUUCCGCGACGGCUUCAGCACCCUGACCAACGCGCUGGCCGACGCGCUCGAGAAGAACCCCAACGUCACCUUCGUCACCGGCCAGUUCGUCACUCGUGUCGAGUACAUCGAGAAGGCAGAUAAAGUCGGGGUUCACAUUACGAGAUCCCUCAUGGAGGAACCCGCCCUGUACGACAAGGUUGUCUCAACCAUCUUCGCCAAGAAGCUAUACAAGAUCACCGACAAGCUGCUCCCCUCCCUCCUCCCCACCACCGCCGUCAGCAUCAUGCUCGUCAACAUCUGGUACCCGGUCCCGCGCAUCAACUUCCCCUACAACGGCUUCGGCUACCUCGUCCCGCAAGCUCUCCCCUUCGAGCAGAACCCGGAGUGCGUCCUCGGCGUCAUCUUCGACUCGGACCGCGAGUCCCCGCUUCCGACCCCGUCCGACCCGGACCCGGCCCCGCGCGGGGCCGACACGGUCCAGGGCACCAAGCUCACCGUCAUGAUGGGCGGCCACUACUACACCGACUGGCCCCUGCACGUCACGGCGAACACGUUCCGCGCCAAGAAGGCGGCCCUCGCCGCCGUCGAGCGCCACCUGCGCCUGCCGCCCGAGCUCACCGAGCAGGCGCACGCCUCGGCCAAGCUCUGCCGCGACUGCAUCCCCCAGCCCCUCGUCGGCCACGCAAGGCGCAUGCGCGCCGCCCACUCCGAGCUCGAGUGGACCUUCAAGGGCCGCCUCGCCGUCGUCGGCCAGAGCUACCAGAACCCGGGCGUGCUCAACAUGCUGCGCGCCGCCAGGGACGUCGCCGUCCAGAUCGCCGGCCGCGAGGAGGGCGCCGCCGCCGAGUGGUCCGUCGGCGACACCGGGCUCGAGCGCUUCACCCGCCAGCCCAAGUACCUGUCCCUGCAGAGGCACAUGCUGCCCCUGCGCUACGGGAGCGGCGCCUUUGUCGACGAGUCCGGACAGGUCAGGCUGAGGGAGGGCGCCUUGGGAACCGGAGGGUGAUGGUGAGGCCAACUGAAGCAUGAAGAAAAGGGGGGAGGGGGGGAGGGUCCGCCCUGCGGCUGGCACCACCCGUAGAUUUAUCUGUUGUGUGCUUGCGUGCGUUGCGCGCGCGCGGGUGUGUAAAAUAAGCCGGGCAUUGUCCGUUCAGAGGAAUGUAUUGUAAAUCUAUAUAUACAUAUAUAUAGUCUUCGAAGAAGACAAGAAAGAAAUCAUGCAAGACAAAAAGCAC